Messenger RNA from Megalobrama amblycephala (Wuchang bream), 2171 nucleotides. Its product is annotated as flavin-containing monooxygenase 5-like. The transcript is spliced from 9 exons. The record is from RefSeq and is a predicted model, not a curated record. Lineage: Eukaryota; Metazoa; Chordata; Actinopteri; Cypriniformes; Xenocyprididae. Gene Ontology annotation, molecular function: N,N-dimethylaniline monooxygenase activity; NADP binding; flavin adenine dinucleotide binding. Bases 106 to 1788 code for a protein of 560 amino acids.
AACUACAGAGGGGAGUGGUGAAGUGUUUAUAUUUCUCUGAAGUUACCAUCACUCAUAAAUUUAUUCACUCUCUUCUUCAAACUUGUCUGGCAGUUGUGAAUCAUCAUGGCGAAACGUGUUGCUGUGAUUGGUGGAGGAACCUCUGGGCUGACCUGCAUCAAAUGCUGCCUGGAUGAAGGCCUGGAGCCAGUGUGUUUUGAGACCAGUGAUGACAUUGGAGGUCUUUGGAGGUUUAAGGAAAAUCCAGAACCUGAUCGUGCUAGCAUUUACCACUCUUUGAUUAUCAACACUUCAAAGGAGAUGAUGUGCUACAGUGAUUUCCCCAUCCCUGCCCACUUCCCAAACUACAUGCACAACUCCCUGAUCAUGGACUACUUCCGAAUGUAUGCUGAGCACUUCCAGCUCAAACGGCACAUCCGUUUCCAGACAAAAGUCCUUCAUGUUACACCAAGGCCUGACUUCCCUCACUCUGGACAGUGGGAUGUAGAGAUAGAGUCCAAGGAUGGUCAGAGAGAGAAGCAGGUGUUUGAUGCUGUGAUGGUCUGCACCGGUCACCACUGUCACCCUCACCUCCCUCUAAAGGACUUUCCAGGAAUAGACACAUUUAAAGGGAAAUACUUCCACAGCCGUGACUACAAAAACCCUGAAGAAUGGCGAGGGAAGAGGGUAGUUGUGAUUGGCAUUGGGAACUCUGGAGGAGAUAUUGCUGUAGAGCUGAGCAGAAUGGCCAAACAGGUUUAUCUGAGCACCCGAAAGGGUUCUUGGAUAUUAAAUCGUGUAGGAGACAAAGGUGUUCCUUUCGAUAUGAUGUUUAAUAACAGAGCAGUAAUGUGGUUUCUUGGAUUGUUGCCUGUUGGAUAUCGUAACAAAUUGGGUCAAAAUCGACUCAAUGAACGGUUCGACCACAAGCUCUAUGGGCUUCAGCCUGCACACAGAAUUUUCAGCCAACAUCCCAUGGUCAAUGAUGAUUUACCAAACCGGAUCCUCUCCGGUACCGUCUCAGUCAAGCCGAAUGUACAAGAGUUUCGUGGAUCAAGUGUGGUUUUUGAGGAUGGCACAGUUGAGGAUGACAUUGAUCUGGUGGUGUUUGCCACAGGCUACACUUUCUCAUUCCCCUUCCUGUCCUCACAUGUAAUUCCUGUCUCAAAGAACAAGGUAUCCCUGUACAAAUUUGUGUAUCCCCCAGCACUAGAGCACCCAACUUUAGCCGUGAUUGGUCUGAUCCAGCCUCUGGGAGCCAUUAUGCCCAUCUCUGAGAUGCAAGCGCGCUGGGCCACACGUGUUUUUAAAGGACUGUGCAAACUGCCUUCAAUGAGUGCAAUGAUGAAGGACAUUAAAGCAAAAGAGGAAGCAAUGGCUCAAAGGUAUGUGGCCGCCCAGAGACACACCAUCCAGGUGGACUACAUCCCCUACAUGGAUGAGUUGGCUAAACAAGUGGGUGUCCGUCCUUCUAUCCUGAAGCUGCUCCUGACAGACCCCAGACUGGCUCUGAAUAUCAUCUUUGGGCCCUGCACCCCAUACCAGUUUCGCUUACACGGACCGGGCCAAUGGGAAGGUGCGCGUCAGGCCAUCCUGACUCAGUGGGAUCGAGUCACCGAGCCUCUGAAAACACGCUGUGCACCGGAGCCGCAGUCACAGCGCUCCUCUCAUUCACUCAUAUUCUCAGUGUCAGUUGCAGCGCUGCUGUCUGCUCUGUAUUACAGCAGGGCCAGUCUGCACAUGCUCAUAGCAGACCCUUCAUCACUCCUGGACAAGAUCAGGGCUCUUCUACCAUUGAACACACAGUGAUCAUGAAAUAUACAUCAGAAAAUUAACAUACUUUAUUUGAGAUCUAAUAUCAUAACAAGUGUGCUUCAAUUAGGGUAAAGUGUAACUGUGAGAAAAAGUAGUAUGUGAGAUUCUUACAUUCUGUGAAUAAACUUGCAGCUAUCAUUGCAAAUUAAAAAAUGUAACAAAUGUAAGUUUAAUAAAUAUAUUUGUUGCAAUUCUUAGUUGAUAAAAGCAAGGUAUAAAUUUACUUUUUCAGCACUACAAGCUAUUUUAACCAUUGAGCAUACUCAAUUUUAUCCAGUUAAUAUCAAAAUGUUACUGUAUUAUUAUGAACAAAUGGCCCUGUGAGUUGUAGUAUUGAUAAGGAAAAUAAAUCAAUAAAAAAUAACAGUGAAUCUUUG